This is a messenger RNA of Molossus molossus (Pallas's mastiff bat), 3064 nucleotides long. RefSeq names its product HBS1 like translational GTPase (gene HBS1L). Lineage: Eukaryota; Metazoa; Chordata; Mammalia; Chiroptera; Molossidae. The record is from RefSeq and is a predicted model, not a curated record. Gene Ontology annotation, biological process: translation. The transcript is spliced from 19 exons. The coding region runs from base 141 to 2447 and encodes 768 amino acids. Gene Ontology annotation, molecular function: GTPase activity; GTP binding.
CGGCGUGCGCAGGCGCUCAGCGCAGAGGCCUGCCGGAAGCCAAAAUGGCGUUUAGGUGUUCUCCAGGCCGCAGUUGGCGCCUUAUCGGUUUCUGAGCGGGUGUUUUGUAAGCGGCUGUGGCAAACGCCCUCUUCGCCGCCAUGGCCCGGCAUCGGAAUGUUCGCGGCUAUAACUACGAUGAAGAUUUUGAAUAUGAUGAUCUCUAUGGCCAGUCUGUAGAGGAUGAUUAUUGUAUUUCUCCAUCAACAGCUGCUCAGUUUAUUUACUCAAGACGUGACAAACCUGUUGAGUCUGUGGAAGAAUAUGAUUAUGAAGAUAUGAAAGAAUCCUCCAAUUCUCUUUUGAACAAUCAACUAAGUGAAUUUGAUCAAGCUCGUCUUAAUUCAUGCCUUGAUCACAUGAGAGAGGUAUUGGGAGAUGGGGUGCCACGUGACGUAUUGGUUGAAGCAGUUUUGAAGAACAAGUUUGAUGUGCAGAAGGCUUUGUCAAUGGUUCUGGAACAAGAUAAAAUGCAGAAUUUGAAGGUCAGGAGUGAGGGAGCAACCUCUACAGGAAAGAUAGCAAAAGUGUUUUUACCUCACAGGCUUGGUAAAUCUUUGUGGAAUGAAUCCAAAAGCCUUUGUUCAUACAGUGCUGCAGUUGACCUCUGUAAUUCAUACAUUAUCAAGAAGCCUGGCUUCCUUCUGUUAAUAAUGUUCAUGAAAAUAAUGGCAUUUGCAUCAAUAUGGAAUGGCAUGGACCAAGGCCACGGAUGUAAGAAAACAAGAGUGUUUAUGCCAGAGAAUCCCAGUCUGCUUAAGGAAGAGAGAGGACUAUAUAGAAGGAAAUUAGAUUCCCAGUCAUCUCGAAGUGAAUGUGAAAUUGUGCCAAAAGUUGCUAAAAUGACUGUGUCUGGAAAGAAGCAAACCAUGGGAUUUGAAGUGCCUAGAGUAACUGCUGAAGAAAAUGGUCAUAGUUUUCACACACCUCAAAGAGGACAUCCUAGUGAAGAUGCCAGCAUUGCUCCUGCUGAUGUUCUAGAGACCAUUUCCAAACCAGCUCUUCCAUCCCAUACCGUUCUGGCAUCAGAAGAGCAGAGCUCAACACAAACACCGGUGAAAAAGUCUAGCAAGCUGAGGCAACAAAUAGAUGUCAAAGCAGAGCUGGAGAAGCGACAAGGAGGGAAGCAACUCCUCAACCUCGUGGUCAUUGGUCAUGUUGAUGCUGGGAAAAGUACUCUGAUGGGCCAUAUGCUUUAUCUUCUGGGUAAUGUAAACAAAAGAACUAUGCAUAAGUAUGAACAGGAGUCUAAAAAGGCUGGCAAAGCUUCGUUUGCAUAUGCAUGGGUCUUGGAUGAGACUGGAGAAGAAAGGGAAAGGGGAGUAACAAUGGAUGUUGGUAUGACAAAGUUUGAGACCACAACCAAAGUUAUUACCUUAAUGGAUGCUCCAGGCCAUAAGGAUUUCAUUCCAAAUAUGAUUACGGGAGCAGCCCAGGCGGAUGUAGCCGUGUUAGUUGUAGAUGCCAGCAGGGGAGAGUUUGAAGCUGGAUUUGAGACUGGGGGACAAACACGAGAACAUGGCCUCUUGGUUCGCUCUCUUGGAGUAACACAGCUUGCAGUUGCAGUCAAUAAAAUGGAUCAGGUUAAUUGGCAACAAGAAAGGUUUCAAGAGAUUACUGGAAAACUUGGGCACUUUCUUAAGCAAGCAGGUUUUAAGGAAAGUGAUGUCGCUUUUAUCCCUACAAGUGGUCUCAGUGGUGAAAAUCUAAUCACAAGAUCUCAGUCGAGUGAACUUACAAAAUGGUAUAAAGGACUAUGUUUAUUAGAACAAAUUGAUUCCUUUAAGCCUCCUCAAAGAUGUGUUGAUAAGCCUUUUAGAUUAUGUGUAUCUGAUGUUUUCAAAGAUCAAGGAUCUGGAUUUUGUGUAACUGGUAAAAUUGAAGCUGGUUAUAUCCAGACCGGUGACCGACUACUAGCAAUGCCUCCUAAUGAAACUUGUACUGCAAAAGGAAUCACUCUGCAUGAUGAACCUGUCGACUGGGCAGCAGCAGGCGAUCAUGUUAGUCUUACGUUGGUUGGGAUGGAUAUCAUCAAAAUUAAUGUUGGCUGCAUAUUUUGUGGCCCCAAAGAACCCAUUAAAGCUUGUACCCGUUUCAGAGCCCGAAUCCUCAUCUUUAAUAUUGAAAUUCCUAUCACUAAAGGAUUUCCUGUGCUGUUACACUAUCAGACUGUGAGUGAGCCUGCUGUGAUUAAAAGAUUGAUUAGCAUCUUAAACAAAAGCACAGGCGAGGUCACCAAGAAGAAACCUAAAUUGUUGACUAAAGGCCAGAAUGCGUUGGUGGAGCUACAAACGCAAAGACCAGUCGCUCUUGAGCUGUACAAAGACUUUAAGGAGCUGGGGCGAUUCAUGCUACGUUACAGCGGUUCCACGGUAGCCGCUGGUGUAGUCACUGAGAUAAAAGAAUGAUGGGUCAGAAUUUCUCCGAUGUUUCCAAAUGCAAGGAAAUAACUGAGCUCUGUAAAGAAUCCAGUUUUUCAGUUAGAGGAACAGUGUGCAGUUGAUAUUUUUUUAAAUAAGAGAGAAAAUUAAAGCUGUAAUCAGCUGCAAAGAAGCAUUGAUCCCACUCCUGGAACAAUUUCAGUUGCAAAGCUGGUUUUUAAAAACCAGCCUUUACCUUUGAAAUGUUAGGAAAUGGAUUUACUUUGCUGAGAUUUAUGGAAACUUUCUGAAAUAUGUACUAAAAGAAUUGAAUCAUCAUGAAAUGAACUCUACUUCCAGCCAAACCACAGAAUGUUUACAGUGUUCUCUUGGUUUUCAACUCUCCUGCAUAAAUUUUAAGGAAAAAUAAAUUGGGUGGUUGAGAUAGUUAAUAUUUGACCAGCAUAAUUUUUUUUAUUAACUCUAAGAAAAGAUUUGCUGAAGGUUAUAAUAAUAAAGGUAUUUUGUGUUGAUCAUAAGAAUGUUCUUCCUCCAACAAGUAAACUUUUGAAAGAUUAGGUUGGAAUUAAUGGAAACUCUUCCUUUGUUACCCAAGCUAUUUAAGAUAUAAAGCUAACUAAUAAAAUGUCUUAGUUUGAGCAUAA